Chrysemys picta bellii (western painted turtle) is the source of this 1290-nucleotide messenger RNA. Its product is annotated as protein CLN8-like. The record is from RefSeq and is a predicted model, not a curated record. Lineage: Eukaryota; Metazoa; Chordata; Testudines; Emydidae. Gene Ontology annotation, molecular function: ceramide binding. Gene Ontology annotation, biological process: nervous system development; phospholipid metabolic process; lipid homeostasis. Gene Ontology annotation, cellular component: endoplasmic reticulum; membrane.
UCUGUUUUGCAGUCGGCUGAUUGCUGCUGUUGAGCACAUGACAGGAAAGCACAGAGGCUGCGGGGAGAAAGUGCAGAGCAAGUGAAGCAGACCAGCCGAUGGGUUUCUGCUCCGUUUAACAGCACAGGCUCAGUAGCUUUAACAUAGACCAACACGUGGACCAACACUUCAGACUCCCUCCAAAUAUUUCGAAUUAGGGAAGAAGAAAUGAAUCUUGCAAACAAGAGUGGAACAUCCAGAGACAUAUAUGACUGGGACUAUGUUCUGUGGGAAGUUCGUUUGACAUUACUAGCAGCUGGUUUUUUUAUCUACCUGGGAGUAUUUCUUCUAGCUCACUGGCUGUCCUCAUGGAUCAGUGCCAGUUAUCGCACUUUGCCAGGAAAGGAGAAGGCCUUCUGGAAUAUGCAUAUGACACGUGGUGUGUUUGCAGUUCAGAGUUGUGGAGCUGGCUUGUGGGCCUGGUUCAUAGAUCCAGUUUUUCAAGCUGACCAAGUGUAUUCACAGCAAAAGUGGAGCUAUUUUCAUUGCUUAAUAGCCGCUGGCUACUUUUUACUUGACAAUGUACUUCUUCAUGUUUCUAAUAUUCUUUUCGGGAUGUUUGAUGUGUUUUCAGUGGUUCAUCAUUUAUUUGCCUUUGGUGCGAUUCUUGUUGUGAUAACAAACAUAAAGUCUGGACACUAUCUAAUCUUGACUGGACUGCUACUUGAGAUAAGUUCUCCUUCAACCUGCCUCUCCCAUGUGCUUUCAAAGAUUGGCUAUGAAAAUACCCAUUUUUGGAAGGCAAACCAAUGGGUACUGAUCCGCAUGUGUCACUGCCGCAUGGUCCUUUCUUAUCACAUGCUGUGGGUGUGUAUUUCCAAUUGGAAUGAUGUGGUGGAAAAUAUGGGACUUCCGUAUUUUAUCAUCUUUUUCAUGGGGUUAAGUAUAUUUACAUUCAUAAUUAAUCCACACUGGACAUACGAAACAACUAAGAAGUUCUUCUGUCAAGUUGAUGGGAACUCUUCAAAUACAGCAGUGAAAAAUGAAUCUUCUGAAACAGAUCAGAAGAAGAUGAUAUAGUGCUGCAACAGCUGUUGGGGUAACUGGAAAAUAUGUCCGGAAGAAUGUGGUGCAGGUUUACUACCAAAUCCAUGAAAAUAGAAUUGCUUACAAGAAGUCUAUGAAUAUAUUGAUCCCUUCACAGUUUGCUAUCAGUGUACUUUACUCAUUUAUCAAAAGUGUUUUAAAAUUGUUUCUGUCUAUAUUUAAAGUACACACACACACACACACACACACACACACACACACACA